This is a messenger RNA of Aspergillus saccharolyticus JOP 1030-1, 672 nucleotides long. RefSeq lists its product as uncharacterized. NCBI's taxonomy places the organism in Eukaryota, Fungi, Ascomycota, Eurotiomycetes, Eurotiales, Aspergillaceae. The transcript has a single exon. The record is from RefSeq and is a predicted model, not a curated record. Bases 110 to 571 code for a protein of 153 amino acids.
UGUGUGUGUAGGAGCUUUCUAGGAUAUAGUUGAAUACAUUGUGUAAACUAACAGCUUGGCAAGGGACGAUCUCGUGAAAAGUUCUACUGGAAGUCGAUUCUGCCUGUGAAUGAAAAUUGACCUGCAAGAUUGUGUAGAUGGUGGGGAUGGAGGGGUCACGGAGUUGAAGAGGGUUGUUGUUGUUGGAUACUUACUUGGUAGUUGUAACAUCUCUCACUCUAAGCUGGAUAUAGCGGUAGAUUCCCAAGAUGUCAAUGUCAGACCAUCUGCAAAAAGGCACGCACGGGGGGUUUUUAAUUCAAAGCAAGGCGAAUGCUGCUCGCAUAUCCGUCUGCCCGGGCUCAGAGGUUGGUUGAUUGUUCGCUUGUCAAAUGUGUCAGUCCGUGUCAAAUGCCAGGUGAGGAUGACCAGUGCCCCCGAUCUGAGCCCUCUCCCUCCAACCAGGGCGAUAUCGGGAGAUGAGGAUGGGGUUUUCGGCAAGAAAAAGAAGGAGAUGGUGGUGGGGGCAGGCGUUUCUGCCGAAAAGCUGAAGAUGGAUUCGAGGGCGUGCAUACGCGAUGUGCGGUAUUAAGUUAACUUAGUGAAUUAUCGCCGAUGAUUAAACUUCUCCAGGAGGGCCUUCGGGCAGCGAUGGCUGGGUCAGAUGGGCAGGCAGGGCACUACACAGUCUGU